Molecule: messenger RNA, 5946 nt
Organism: Elaeis guineensis (African oil palm)
Lineage: Eukaryota; Viridiplantae; Streptophyta; Magnoliopsida; Arecales; Arecaceae
Biological process (GO): tRNA methylation
Molecular function (GO): RNA binding; tRNA (guanine) methyltransferase activity
Source: RefSeq, a predicted model, not a curated record
GGGAGUUAUCUCUCCGGUCCGACUCCUGCCCCAGAGGGCGGCGAGAGCACCCCUUUUUUAAGCGACCACGGGGGAAGAGAACUUCCCGGGUUCCUUAAUCCUUAUUUACGAACACCUUAUCGUUGCCUCCCUUCUCCUCGGGGGUUUAGGGUUCUCGCCGUUCUCUCUCGAGAAGAGAACGAGCGGAGAAGCGCAAGAAUGGCGGAGAGCUCCUUGAGGGAUCCCGACUCCCUCUGCCCCCACGUCGCCUUACUCACGAGUAGCUUCGCCGCCAUUCCCCCCGCAGCCGUCCCGGCUAUCAUCGACUGCGUCUUGGCCUCCUCCGCUCUCUCCCCUCCUCAGCUCUUCUCCUCUCUCCUCCACGCCUUUCCCGAUCUCUCCCAGGUUCUUGAAUCGAACUACAUCGUGUCUUAUGCCGCCGCGCUUUGCCAUCUGAUCAAGAAAAUUGGGACUCCGGCUCCGAAUGAUUCUUUGCGAUUACUUAUCUGGAGAAUGUUUGUACCAUUGCUCGAAGUAAUCAAUCCAAAUGAUUCUGAGUUGCUAAGCCAGGUUUGUAGUUUGUUGUGCGAUGUCAUUUCCAAGAUGCAAUCUUGGGAGCUUGUGGGAGCGACCUUGGUUCCAUUCUGUCUGCGAUCAGUUGGCCUCAGCGUCGGUAUGCUUUACUGUGAGGAGUUGACCACUCAUCAAUGGAACAGCAAGGGCAUUAUUGAUCAAGAAUUUGAGGGUAUGUCCUCUGGAGUUUUGCUGCUGCCGAUCGCAUGCUGUAUAUUGAAAUCACUUUUGGAUGCGGCGUUGAGAAGAUGGAGAGAAUUUCGAAGCUUAGAACCUAAAUCAGUAGAUGCGUGUAACUCUUUGAACAAUUUUGUCCAUAGUGUGACAUCGGACCUAUCAAAGAUGGCACUCGGGAUGCUCAUGCAGGGUGCGGAAUAUCGGUCUUGCUCUAUUCGCCUACUCCUCCCACCCGUGUUCAGCUCGCUGAACGAGCGCCGUUCAGUUAUGAUUUCAGUACAUGGUUCGCAAUACACACUUUCUAGAGUUCUUCUCUCGAGGGAAAUAUGGAAAUGCUGCAUCUCACUUUUCUCUCUUGGACAUCUAGAGAGACUUGAUGCAUACCAUGUGCUCUCUUUAUACUUCUCAUUCUGUCGUAUGGAGUGUGAAGAUGUAACAGUAGGUAACACUGAUGAAGAAUUUGAUAUAAGAGCCACGGAGGAAUUUUGGAAAGAAAUACAGAAAGGAUUGGUUGAUAAGGAGGUUUCUGUGAGAAAGCAAGCUUUAUAUAUUUUAAAGAUAUCUUUAAGCUACUAUCCUUCUUCCCUUGAAAGUGAACAUAGCCAGUGUUGCUCUGAUGAUUCAGGAUGUAAUAGUAAAGCUAAGAAUGCAUUAACAAUUUCACAUGCUGAAGCUCCAUCUUGCAUUGGUAUGACAAAGAGAGGAAGGUGGGCUCACAAGGAAGCGAAGUCCUUAGGUGUUGGAGAAGUAUGUCAUUUGGAAAACCAUUCUAUGUGUAGUCAUGAAAGAUGGAAGGUCUUCCUGCUUCUCUAUGAAAUGCUUGAAGAGUAUGGGACACAUUUAGUCGAGGCAGCUUGGACUCACCAGGUAUCAUUGUUGCUUUUGUCUAGGCCGCUAAGUAGUUAUUUGAAUCCCGUUGCUUGUGGAACUUAUCAAGUUCAGAUGGAAACUUUGGAAGGAAUUUUCAGCUGGCUUGUAGUAUUGUGGGAACGUGGCUUUUCUCAUGAAAAUCCUCAAGUGCGGUGUUUAAUUAUGCAAUCAUUUUUGGAUGUUGAUUGGGACAAGUAUGGAAACUCUGCACACAUAGUUCCUAGAAGCUUUGUACUUGGCCCGCUUAUACGUGGUUUGAAUGAUGUUGUGCACCACAAAGACUUUGGUGUAAAAGGUGUUUAUAAUUCGAAAAUAAUACAGGGUGCGUCAAAGUUUUUUUGCAAUUUUUCUCAUCCAUUGAAAGCGAGUGAUCGUGCAACAUUGGUUUGGAGCUUAGCUUCUGUUGCUAAACAAGAGUCUUUUGGUCGAGCUGGAUUGAUGGCUCUUGUCUCUUGUAUUGCUUCUGCCGCUUGUUAUUCUUAUACAGAUAAUGAGAAUGGAGUACGUCAUAGUGUAGAUGGUUCUCUGGAGGUAGAUCAAAUAGAAUCUGCUCAAGGAAAUGUUUUACCCUGCAGUCCUGCAGAUAUAUUGGAUGUUCUAGGAAUUAUUAUCGAGAGAAGUAAACAACAUUUUAAUCCUAAUUAUCGCCUUAAAGUUUGUGAGCAGGUUUUAAAAGCUUCAUUGUCCCUGAUAAGCAUUACUGAGAUCCCACUUGAUCUGCUUUUGCACUUUCUUUCAACAGUUCCUCGAGAAUUUACUGACCAUUCUGGACCGUUAAGAGGAAUGGUGCAACAAUGGCUUACUCAAACUGAUGAUAAACAUUCUGUUGACAGUGGAAUACAUGUUCUGAAGAAUCUCAUCAGUUUUCCUACAAGCUUUAUAAAACACAAACAGCCACCUGGAACCUUGGUUUCUUUUGAUGACGAGGAUGUAAAUGCAUGGGGAGAUGAAGCAAGGAGGUGGGCAAGGGUGCUUCUCCUUGUAGUCACAAAGGAGCAACAACUGGAACCAGUGCUGACGUUUCUCUAUAGUUUUGGCAGCAGCCUUUGCAAACAAGAUCCUAAUAUGGAACAAGUUCCCAUUAAGCUUUUCAUUCUUAUUCUCAACCUGGUUGAUGAGUUUCAAAUUGUAAGGAAGAAAUUGACCUGCUAUACUGAAGCUAAGUCUGAAAUGGAAUCUGACAUGAAAAAUAUAUUGGAUUAUGAAUCUCCCCUAGUAACUUUGUUUGGGGAAAAGUCUACCAAGUUAUUUCUCCUUCUUUUGGAAGAACUGGUGUCCUUUGCCAAAUUAGUGUCCCAAGUAUUCUGGUCAAUAUCUGUGGUGAAAGAUAUACAGUUACCUUCUUCUGUCAAAGGAAAGCUUGGUGGUCCAAGUCAACGGCGGUUGGCUUCUCUUUCUACUACUGCUGUGUUGCAAGCGGUUUUGUCAAUGAGGGCUGUUGCCUGUGUUUUAUCAUGGUGUAAUCAGCUAAUCAUAGAUCAUUCCCUUGAUUCUGCAUUUACUUUCCUGUGGGAUUUCUCUUGGGAAGUUAUUAAGUCUCCUACUUAUGAUUCUGAGAGUGGAGCAGAAAUUCGUUUAGCAGCGUAUGAAGCAUUAGCAUGUGUCUUGAAAGCAUUGUCUACCUAUUUUAAUCCUUCAUGCUUAGAUUUUGUAAUGGCAUAUAAUGAAUCACAUUUUUCAAAUGACGAAGUCAAACCUUUGUUAGAUCCUCUGGUUCUUUGCUUCUUGCACAAUAUCAAUGAUCUCCUUGCUAAUGGAGUUUUGGCACGAAGUCGACGAGCGGUUCUAAUGAACUGGAAGUGGCAUUGUCUAGAUUCCCUGCUGUCCGCUCCUUACAUAGUCACUGAAAAAGGAGUUCAUCUAAAGGAUGCAUAUCACUUGUUUUCAGUUUCAACUCUCCGAAGUAUUUUUUCUGAUGUUGUUGAGAGCCUUGAGAAUGCUGGUGAAAGUUCUGUAUUGUCCAUGUUGAGAUCUGUAAGGUUGGUUUUGGGGCUUUUAUGUUGCGGUAGAAGGUCUUCAGUGUUUUUGCCAUGUUCUGGAGUUAAUUGUCAGAUGCUGCUGCAAUUGGUACAAUCUUCUUGGGUAUUACACCUCAGCUGCAAUAAGCGCAGGGUUGCACCUAUUGCUGCACUUUUAUCUGCAGUCUUGCACCGGUCAGUGUUUGGUGACUUGAGCAUGCAUGAGACAAAUGGCAGCAAACCAGGUCCCUUAAAGUGGUUCACAGAAAAGCUUCUUGAUGAAGGCACGAAAAGCCCUCGCACCAUUCGACUUGCAGCUUUGCACUUGACUGGGUUAUGGCUCUCGUAUCCUAGGACAAUCAAAUAUUACAUAAAAGAGUUGAAGUUGCUAACCCUAUAUGGAUCUGUGGCUUUCGAUGAGGAUUUUGAAGCUGAAUUAUUUGAAAAUCAUGAAGCAAGAAUGGAAGUUUCAUUGCUAGCUCAAAGCCCAGAUCGUGAAUUCACAGAGGUGUUUAUCAACACAGAGAUGUAUGCUCGUGUAUCUGUUGCUGUUUUGUUUUACAAAUUAGCAAAUGUAGCUAACAGGAGAAGUGAACUGGAAAAUCAAGAUACCUUGGCUUCAUUUCAAUGUGGAAAAGCAUUUCUACUAGAGCUUCUUGAUUCUGUGGUUAAUGAUAAAGAUCUUGCAAAGGAACUUUACAAAAAAUAUAGUGGUAUCCAUCGGCGCAAAGUUCGUGCUUGGCAAAUGAUAUGCAUACUAUCACACUUUGUUGAGGAGGAUAUAGUAGAAGAAGUCACAUCUAACUUACAUAUUUGCCUAUGUAGAAACAAUUUACCAGCUGUCCGGCAAUAUCUGGAAACUUUUGCAAUACAGAUAUACUUAAAAUUUCCGCUGCUGGCUGAAGAGCAGUUAAUUCCUAUUUUUUACAACUAUAACAUGCGGCCGCAGGCUCUUGCUUCAUAUGUAUUCAUAACAGCCAAUGUAAUCCUUCAUGCAAAUGAGUUGUCUCUUCAGAUAAAUCAUCUAAACAAUUUACUUCCUCCAAUAAUUCCAUUCUUGACCUCACAUCAUCACAGUUUGCGUGGUUUCACUCAGUUACUAGUUUAUCAUGUCCUCCAUAAAUUAUGGCCUGUUUUGAAAUCUAAUAGUUCAGAAGUUGCAUCUCUGGAGAAGAAGUGCUUUGAGGAUUUAAAGUCAUAUUUGACAGAAAAUACUGACUGUAUUAGGCUAAGGACAUCAAUGGAAUGUUUUCUUGAUGCUUAUGAUCCCAAUACAUCUACAACUCCUUUUGGGGUUUUUAAUGCCCACAGUGAGGGAUCUGAAUUUGAAUGUGCUCCAACCUCUCUCAUGGAACAAGUGAUCGACUUUCUAAAUGAUGUGAGGGAUGAUUUAAGAUAUUCCAUCGCAAAGGAUGCUGCUAUCAUAAAAAAUGAGAGCCUAGCUGUUGCAGAUGCUUGCAAGGAUGUCAAAGAAUCGCCUGAUCACAGCACAAAACAAGUAUCUUCACAAAUUUUCAGAGACAUCUCUCUGGAUUUCCAAAAGAAAAUCACACUUCAAAAACUCGGGAGACAGCCCAUGAAGACUGAUACUGACUGUGUUAUAGGUGAUGAUGAGUUUUUGAAACUGCUUUUAGAAAUGGAAAAGGAAGAUCAGCUUCUCAGCUCAGUGCUGCAGUCAAGAUAUCAAGCUGCGGAGCAAAUAAGGCAAAGUCAACAACAAUUUAUUCUUGUAGCAUCAUUGCUAGAUCGUAUACCUAAUCUUGCUGGAUUAGCGCGAACCUGUGAGGUUUUCAGAGCAGCAGGUCUGGCCAUUGCUGAUGCCAGUAUUCUCCAGGACAAACAGUUCCAGCUCAUUAGCGUUACAGCUGAGAAGUGGGUCCCCAUCAUAGAGGUUCCAGUUUGUAGCAUAAAGUCUUUCUUAGGGAAGAAAAGGCGGGAGGGUUACUCCAUCUUAGGUCUCGAGCAAACUGCAAAUAGCACUCCUCUUGACCGAUACUCAUUCCCAACUAAAACGGUACUGGUCCUGGGACGGGAGAAGGAAGGCAUUCCUGUAGACAUUAUCCAUGUUUUAGAUGCUUGUGUUGAAAUUCCUCAACUGGGGAUUAUCAGGUCACUCAAUGUUCAUGUCAGUGGUGCCAUUGCUCUGUGGGAGUACACUCGGCAACAAAGAUCCAGGCAUUCAUGAUCUAUUUAUGUGAUUCUGUUUCACAUUGUAUGACUUCUUUUCUCAUAUUUUGACCUUUAUGGAUAUUAUGUCUAUUGUGUUCCUUUGCUCCCACUUAAAAAGGCAAAUAGAAAAUCUAGGGUGGGAAGUAUGGCAGGGUAUUAUGGCAUUGCUGAAUUAGGAAUAAGAUUGAAAAAUUAGAUCUAGAAUUACAAUUGGUUCCUA